AUGGCGGAGAAGCGGAGGGACUCACCGUGCAGCAUGCUAAGCCUCAAGGCGCACGCCUUCUCCGUGGAGGCACUGAUCGGUGCCGAGAAGCAGCAACAGCUUCAAAAGAAGCGGAGAAAGCUGGCCACGGAAGAGGCGGCGGGGGCGGUGGACGACGCAGGCUGCAGCCGUGGCGGAGGCGCGGGCGAGCACGGCUGCUCCGAGGCCGACGAAGAAGCGGCUGCCCCGCCGCCGGCAGCCGGGGCGGCGUCCGGGCCAGCGCGGAGCUGCGCGGACGCGGAGCGGAGCUGUGGCUCCCGCGGAGCGGCGGGCAGCUGUGAGGAUGGCUUCCUGCAGGGCGCCUCCCCGUUGGCGUCCCCGGGAGGAUCCCCGAAAGGGUCUCCCGUACCUGGCUUGGCACGGCCGGGGACCCCGCUGCCCGCGCCACAGGCCCCGAGAGUAGAUCUGCAAGGAGCGGAGCUCUGGAAGCGCUUUCACGAAAUAGGCACCGAGAUGAUCAUCACCAAAGCCGGCAGCACUGUCGAUGAAGGGCGCAUCCCGGCCCAGUUUCGUUUAGGUCUGAGAGAUCUUUGUAAAGUUGGGUGCUACAGCCGUAGCGAUCCGUGUUCUGGGUUAGGGAGUGAAUGCCCAGCCCCAAUUCUGAUAGUCUUGUCUUUGCCCUGUAGGUAUGUUUACCAUAGCUCUAAGUGGAUGGUGGCAGGAAAUGCUGAUUCCCCGGUGCCACCCAGAGUAUACAUUCAUCCAGACUCACCGGCCUCUGGGGAGACUUGGAUGAGACAAGUCAUCAGCUUCGACAAGCUGAAACUUACCAACAAUGAGCUGGAUGACCAAGGCCAUAUCAUUCUUCAUUCUAUGCACAAAUACCAACCACGUGUGCAUGUCAUCCGUAAAGAUUGCGGAGAUGAUCUGUCCCCCAUCAAGCCUGUUCCAUCAGGAGAGGGAGUGAAGGCAUUCUCCUUUCCAGAAACNGUCUUCACAACUGUCACUGCCUAUCAGAAUCAGCAGAUUACUCGCCUUAAGAUAGACAGGAAUCCAUUUGCCAAAGGUUUCCGAGACUCUGGAAGGAACAGAAUGGGUUUGGAAGCCCUGGUGGAGUCAUAUGCAUUCUGGAGGCCAUCACUACGGACUCUCACCUUUGAAGAUAUCCCUGGAAUCCCAAAGCAAGGUAAUUCAGGCUCCUGGGUCAUGCAUGCAGCCACUGGGAAUGCUGUCCCUGCUACACAUCCUCACCUGUUGUCUGGCUCCUCUUGCUCCUCUCCUGCCUUCCAUCUGGGGCCGAACACCAGCCAGCUGUGUAGUCUGGCUCCAGCUGACUAUUCUGCCUGUGCCCGUUCAGGCCUUGCCCUCAAUCGAUACAGCACAUCCUUGGCAGAGACCUACAACAGGCUUACCAACCAGAGCAGUGAGACCUUUGCCCCACCUAGGACUCCUUCCUACGUGAGCGUGAGCAGCAGCCCGUCUGUGAACAUGUCCAUGGGCGGCACUGAUGGGGACACCUUCAGCUGCCCACAGACCAGNCUGUCCAUGCAGAUUUCAGGAAUGUCCCCUCAACUUCAGUACAUCAUGCCAUCNCCGUCCGGCAAUGCCUUUGCUGCUAACCAGACCCACCAGGGUUCUUACAACACCUUCCGAUUGCACAGUCCCUGUGCCUUGUAUGGAUAUAACUUCUCCACAUCCCCCAAACUGGCUGCCAGUCCUGAGAAAAUUGUUUCUUCCCAAGGAAGUUUCUUGGGGUCCUCACCAAGUGGGACCAUGACUGAUCGUCAGAUGUUGCCCCCUGUGGAAGGAGUGCACCUGCUCAGCAGUGGGGGCCAGCAGAGUUUCUUUGACUCCAGGACCCUAGGAAGUUUAACUCUGCCAUCUUCUCAAGUGUCUGCACAUAUGGUCUGAUGAAGCCUUUAAGUUAAACGGNGUUGGAAUCUAGUGGAUCUUUCUUAUUUUUUAUAAAGCAAUAUAGGGAAAAUGUACACAUAGUAGGAAA
Mus caroli (Ryukyu mouse) is the source of this 1981-nucleotide messenger RNA. The record is from RefSeq and is a predicted model, not a curated record. Lineage: Eukaryota; Metazoa; Chordata; Mammalia; Rodentia; Muridae.